Molecule: messenger RNA, 1306 nt
Organism: Durio zibethinus
Lineage: Eukaryota; Viridiplantae; Streptophyta; Magnoliopsida; Malvales; Malvaceae
Product: BIIDXI-like protein At5g11420
Source: RefSeq, a predicted model, not a curated record
UUUCCUACAAAAUGCAGAGGAUUGCCGUGUUCUUAUUGCUACUUUGCGCCACUUCUCAAAUAGCCUCAUCUCUCACAGAUGGUUUAUUGCCAAAUGGAAACUUUGAGUAUGGACCAAAGCCAUCAGAAUUGAAAGGAACAAAAGUGAUGAGCCCCAAGGCCAUACCCAACUGGGAAACUUCAGGCUAUGUUGAGUACAUCAAGUCAGGUCAAAAACAAGGUGACAUGGUGCUAAUAGUACCCGAGGGCAACUAUGCAGUUAGGUUAGGCAACGAGGCCAUGAUUAAGCAGAAGAUUAAUGUGACUAAGGGCAUGCUUUACUCUCUAACCUUCAGCGUGGCUCGCACAUGUGCCCAAGAGGAAAGACUGAACGUGUCAAUUUCACCAAACUAUGAGAAAAACGACUAUGGUUUAGUUCCCAUUCAAACAAUAUAUAGCUGCAAUGGAUGGGAUUCAUAUGCAUGGGCAUUCCAGGCCGAUGAGUCUGUAGUUGAGAUUUCAAUACAUAAUCCAGUUGUGGAGGAUGAUGGAGCUUGUGGCCCUCUUAUUGAUACCGUCGCAUCGAAGACCUUGAUCCCUCCUAAACGCACCGGAGCCAAUCUACUAAAGAAUGGAAAUUUCGAAGAAGGCCCCUAUAUCUUCACAAACCCUACUUCCGAGGGAGUCAUAAUUCCACCCCACAUUGAAGAUGAUCACAGUCCUUUACCAGGCUGGAUAAUUGACUCCCUUAAAGCCGUCAAGUACAUUGACAGUGAACAUUUCUGUGUUCCAGAGGGCAAACGGGCCAUCGAACUCAUAGCUGGAAAAGAAAGUUCCCUUGCACAAAUCGUUAAGACCACAAUCGGUAGAAGCUAUGUCCUCUCAUUUGCCAUUGGUGAUGCCAACAAUAAAUGUGAAGGUCCCAUGGUGGUAGAAGCAUUUGCAGACAAAUACACAGUCAAGGCCUCGUAUGAGUCGAAGGGCGUAGGAGGAUUCAAGCGAGCUAUACUUCCAUUCAAAGCAGAGUCGACGCGAACUCGGAUAAUGUUCUAUAGCACAUUUUACGCCAUGAAAAGUGAUAACACAGGUUCUCUUUGUGGACCGGUGGUGGAUGAUGUGAAGCUGCUUAGUGUCAGAAAAUUACAUCAUCUGUAAAACUGUUUAAAUUUGUUUUGCAUUGCUUACGCAACAAAGUAAUGUGCUUCAUCCAUUUGGGGGUUACAUCGUUGUAUACUUUUAGGAUUAUUCAAAAGCAAUGAGGGUUUAAGUGUUCACCAAUAUUACAUUUUAUGUAUCUUUCCUCUGGUAUAAGCUAUUUUUUUUUUUUU